Molecule: messenger RNA, 654 nt
Organism: Pipistrellus nathusii (Nathusius's pipistrelle)
Lineage: Eukaryota; Metazoa; Chordata; Mammalia; Chiroptera; Vespertilionidae
Source: the annotation of a GenBank genome assembly
AUGGCCGCCGCCGUGGAGAGGAAUCCAGCUGACGGGGAGGAGGAGGAGGAGGAGCAGCUGGUUCUGGUGGAAUUGUCAGGAAUUAUCGAUUCGGACUUUCUCUCUAAAUGUGAAAAUAAAUGCAAGAUUUUGGGAAUUGACACUGAGAGGCCCAUUCUGCAAGUGGACAGCUAUGUAUUUGCUGGCGAGUAUGAAGACACUCUUGGAACCUGUGUUUUAUUUGAAGAAAAUGUUGAACAUGUGGAUGCAGAAGGCAACAAUAAAACAGUGCUAAAAUAUAAAUGCCAUACGAUGAAGAAGCUCAGCAUGACAAGAACUCUUCUGACAGAAAAGAAGGAAGGAGAAGAAAGCAUAGGUGGUGUGGAAUGGCUGCAAAUCGAGGAUAAUGAUUUCUCCACUAGACCCAACAUGAUUUGUAACUUUCUACAUGAAAAUGAAGAUGAAGAAGUUGUAGCUCCAGCCCCAGAUAAACCUUUGGAGUUGGAAGAGCAAGAGAUUCAAAUGAAAUUUAAUUCAAGUCUGAGCUAUGAACAGGAAAAACCACCGCACUUGGAAAUAGAGGAUUCUGGCCCUCUUAUUGAUACUCCUUCUGAAACUGAAAGUUCUGUGUGUAUGGAAACUCAAGAUGCUGCCUUAGAAACCACUCCUAGAUAA